Megalops cyprinoides (Indo-Pacific tarpon) is the source of this 1593-nucleotide messenger RNA. RefSeq names its product zinc finger and SCAN domain-containing protein 23-like. Gene Ontology annotation, biological process: regulation of transcription by RNA polymerase II. The record is from RefSeq and is a predicted model, not a curated record. Gene Ontology annotation, molecular function: DNA-binding transcription factor activity; RNA polymerase II cis-regulatory region sequence-specific DNA binding. Bases 259 to 1593 code for a protein of 444 amino acids. NCBI's taxonomy places the organism in Eukaryota, Metazoa, Chordata, Actinopteri, Elopiformes, Megalopidae. The transcript is spliced from 8 exons.
UUAAAUACACCGAAGAAGGGGAACUGUUUCGCUGGACCACCAACAGCCAUCGAACAUAAAUUAGUUUAUUUACGGUAAUUUUACGGACUUUCACUGUCAUUCUCGUCCAGCAGCCCGGAAGUAAAUGUUAAUUUGACACUCUGUGAAAAUGGCAUAUGUAAAUUAGUCAAGUUUUACCUUUCCGGACACAGCCCAACAAACACUGGAGCCGCUACUCUUGCAGAUGUUUUUGGAAGGGUGUGGGUAGCCGAGCGAACGAUGUCGAAUUGCAUUACUUUUCACACGCAGAUAGCCUCCAUCAUGGAGGUUUUAGCCAACGCGGCCGUGGCGGAAAUCUGCAAACUGGUAGAAGAUGGCUAUGCCGUGUUACGGCUGGAAAUAUCACAAAGCCAGAAGGAGAAGGAAGCCCUGCGCAGGAAGCUGCAGAUGCUGGAGCUGCGGGCGGCGCGGGGAUGCGCGGACAGCGCGAGAACCCCGGCGGGUUCUGCAGAGCGCGCGCGCCGAGGCCGCUUUUUGCACAGGCUUCCAGGGACCGCGAAAGCGGGGCUAGCAAGCGAGCCAACCGGAGAAAGCGUAUUUGAAAAGCAUAUGGACAUUGACCUCAUUAGUGACGGAGUGCCAGCAGGUGGGCAUCAAGAGGAUUCUUCAGUCUCGCAGAACUCGAGUGCAGACAUGGGGGAGGGAAGGACUGAAUCACUUCUUAUAAAGGAGGAGAGGCUGGAAGAGGACAGUGACCCACAGGGAGAGAUGAAGAUCAGGGUGGAGAGAGUUGAGGAAUUGGGUGCUGAGGACGAUAGAGGGACUGCUGUUGUCAGCAAACAGACUCCGCCUACCAAUGGCAGAGAAGAGCUGACUGACCAGCAGAGGACCCAGCACUGUGUUUUGGAGCCUGCAGGCCUGGAGGAGAGAAAGCCCGAGUCUGUUCUGAUGAAGGAGGAAAGGCUUAAAGAUGGCCGGGCGAGCAGUGACCCACAGGAAGGCCUGACGACCCAUGGGGAGGGAGCUGUGGAGUCGAGGGCAGGUGGUGGGGAAAGAACUCCCAUUCAGGACACACAGAAUAAAGCAGCACAACACACAGAGGAGCUCACUGAGCAGCACAGGACCAGACACAGUGCUUGGGAGGUCAGUGGAUUGGAAACUGUCCUUAAGACAGAGCCAGAGAAUGAGAAUGUCAAGACGGUUCAACACACAGGAUCUGAACACAGCACAGGAAGACUCAACAGUUCCUGCCCUGAGCACAUAAAGUGUGAGAGAACUAGCCAACUGAGGACUUUUUUUACACAGGGGGGUGGUGAAACUGAGGCUGAUGAUCCGUCGUGUUCUUACGGUACAGAGACAAACUCUGAGAGCCUGUCAGUUACUGAGGGCAGUCUGAUUGCUAGCUCGUAUGAAAAGCACGCCACUCGUUCAGGCCCCCUUAUGGGCCAUCAGAGAGACGACACAGGAGACAAACCGUUCAGAUGCACGCUGUGCCAACAGCAGUUUGCCCGCCAAGGUAGUCUCACAAGACAUUACAGAGUGCACACGGGAGAGAAACCAUACGGAUGCACUCUCUGUGGAAAGUGCUUUGCCGAUUCAAAUCUGGAGACAUAA